AAGACCGUGGCUCCCUCCAUUAUAGUCACGUUGAGAAAAUUCGAGUAAACAAGAAAACCCAACAACAAGAAGAAGACAGCGACUCCUUACAACCACCCCCAGAAACCGUUAAACCGGAAGUUGAUCAGAGAGCCGAGGAUUGAUCAUGGAGGUCCGUCCCAAUCAGACGGCGGACAACUCGUCGGCGCCGCCGCAGCGUAGCCAGCGCAAUACCUCUCAGAAAAAGCCGCUGGCUUCUCCAAUUCCGGUCGACUCCUCCUCCGUUUCUCAAAGGCUUCAGAAGGAGUUGAUGUCUCUAAUGAUGAGUGGAGGAGAACUUGGAGUAUCGGCUUUUCCUGAAGGUGAGAGCAUUUUUACAUGGAUUGGCACAAUUGAAGGUGGAAAAGGAACUAUGUACGAGGAUUUAUCUUACAAACUGUCCUUGAGAUUUCCUAUGGAUUAUCCUUUCAAGCCACCACUAGUCAAGUUUGAGACAAUGUGCUUCCAUCCAAAUGUUGAUCAGUUUGGCAACAUAUGCCUUGAUAUUCUGCAGGACAAGUGGUCUUCCGCUUAUGAUUGCAGGACUAUUCUUCUCUCCAUUCAAAGUCUGUUGGGAGAGCCAAACCCAGAGAGUCCCCUCAACAGCUAUGCUGCUGCUCUUUGGAGUAACAAGGAAGAUUACAGAAAAAUGGUCCAGAAACAGUACUUUGCUGGAGAAUCAUUUGAGAGCUGACUCUUUACUAUGGAUGACAGAAAUAUGUCAUUUGGGCAGUCUUUCUUGAGCAGGGUAAAGUUUACAAUCAUAGAUAUAGUUACUUCGUCAUUGAGCAUUGGAAGUUCUUUAAACCUGCAGAAUUUGGUCGGUUUGGCCAACCUAGAAGAAACCGAAGGCAAUCGGAUUCUUGGGGCAACUCUGUUAAUAUUGGCCUCCUGUGAUUGUGAAAUAAAGACUAAGUUGUAAAUUUGUUCAAUGAAUUUGAUUACUUUUUCUCUACUGCUAAAGGGUUAAAGGGUUGGUGGCUGUUUUUUCUCCACGGGAUAUAUAGCCAUUUCUUUCAUCUCUUACUUUCAACAACUACAGAUGGGAAAGCAAAAUAGUUGUUCAAAUGAGUUUCUGUUUCAAUAUAUGGUCCUUUCACAGGGAUCACAAAAUAUUGAAUUCUUCCUCA
This is a messenger RNA of Rosa chinensis, 1148 nucleotides long. RefSeq names its product probable ubiquitin-conjugating enzyme E2 C. Bases 146 to 712 code for a protein of 188 amino acids. The record is from RefSeq and is a predicted model, not a curated record. NCBI's taxonomy places the organism in Eukaryota, Viridiplantae, Streptophyta, Magnoliopsida, Rosales, Rosaceae. The transcript is spliced from 6 exons.